UGGCUAGCGUGCACACAAGCCUGUUCAGAGCAGCAGCUCGGGAGACUGGAGGCUCGGCUCUCUGCGCCUGGACGGCAGGGGCCACCGCUCCCCCUAAGCCCGAUCUCCCAUCCUGGCCUGACCCAGCUUGGCUCCAACCCUGCCCAUGCAGCCUGAGUGAGACCUUCGCCCCAGCUUUGGGCCUGAGAUGGCCAUGGGGCCUGGAGUGAGCCCCCCAGCAGAGCCCCCGGAGGGGACAGCCAGGACGCCCCCUUACAGAGCCCUCCUAGGUCUGCUCUGCCUCCUUCCUGCCCUGGCUCUGCUGGUGAGCCUGAAGGACGCGGCUGGCCCCAAAGCAAGAGAGACUCAGGAAGAUGUCAGCUUGCCUGGCCCCCUCAGCCUCAGUGGUCCCCAGGCUCCCCUAGAACACUCGUUGUCCCCUAAAACCCGCACAAAACGCUACACCAUCACCCCAUCCCGGCUUCACUGGGACCACUUCAACCUCACCUACAAGAUCUUGUCCUAUCCCCGAAACCUUAUCAACAGGAGUGAGACCCGGAGGGGUCUGGUCGCCGCCUUCCGAAUGUGGAGUGACGUGUCCCCAUUCACCUUCAGGGAGGUAGCUGCAGACCUGCCCAGUGACCUGAAGAUAGGUUUCUAUCCCAUCAACCACACGGACUGUCUGCGCUCACUGGUGCACAGAUGCUUCGACGGGACCACCGGUGAGUUGGCCCACGCCUUCUUCCCCCCCAACGGGGAGAUCCACUUUGACGACAGCGAAUACUGGAUUGUGGGCGAGACCCGCUUCAGCUGGAAAAAGGGCGUCUGGCUCACAGACCUGGUCCACAUUGCUGCCCAUGAGAUCGGCCACGCCCUCGGCCUCAUGCACUCCCUGAACCCUAACGCCUUGAUGCACAUCAAUGCCACCCUGACCGGGAAGAAAACCAUCUCCCAGGACGAGAUGUGGGGCAUCCACCGGCUCUACGGCUGCCAGGACAGGCUGUCUUUGUGUCCACCCUGGGCACGGAGGGGCUUCUGUGACACCCGCCAGAAGUUCAUGAAGAAGCUCUGUCCCCACAGCUGUGACUUCUGCUAUGAGUUCCCCUUCCCCACCCUGGCGGCUACCCCACCACCCCCCAGGACCAAAACCAAGCUGGUGGCUGAAGGCAGAAACGUCACCUUCCGCUGUGGCCAGAAGAUCGUUCACAAGAAAGGCAAAGUCUACUGGUACAAGGACCGGGAACUCUUGGAAUACUCGUACCCGGGUUACCUGGACCUGAACGACGGCCACAUGAGCAUCAUCGUCAAUGCUAUCAAUGAAGGCACCUACACGUGUGUCGUCAAGAAGAGAGAUCGAAUCCUCACCACCUAUUCCUGGCGCAUCCGGGUGAAUUACUGAUGGCUGGGGGCCAGACCUGCCCCUCCCUGUCCUAAAGGGGACCGAGUGUCCUGUGAGGGCCUUUGGGAUGGGGCAGGGGGAGGCAGAAGCCUUCCAGCCCCUGGGCCAGAGCCCCCUGUGGACCCUGUGCCAGUGUCUGGAGGGGUCUCCUCUGCCCUCCGCUUCCUUUCCCAGCGUGGGGGGCUGAGGAUUUGGAAUCCAGCUGAUAAAGCAUUUUACCUGUGUUCAGUUUCCUGCCUCCCCUUUCUGAGGCUGAGACGGGGAGAGCCUGGGCAGUCCCUGAGGCCCGUGUCUGCUGGGCAGACAUGCUGCAGGGCUAAGAUUGGGAAGAUGAGACAGCCGCAAACUACUGCAAUCCAGCAGGCCUUGGUGUUAGGGCGUGGGGGGUGAUGGAGGAGGGCUAGAGGCCGGGGAUCACUGUAGGGUCACCCACAGACUGCCUCCUGCUGCUGCUGCUGCUGGAAGCCAAGGGCCCCUGAAAGACAAAGCUCCAGGGUGAAGCUGCUUCAAUGUCUGGGAGGUCACGAUCCCUCACCCCACCCCCUCCCCCACCUCCUGUCCCUGGCUCCCCCAGCUGGGACACUAGGACACGCCUCAGCCUCAUCCCGGCCUUCGUGGGUGGGGAAGGUCAGCUCUCCCUUACGAGCAGCCCUCCCCCGACUUUCUCAACACAAGCUGGGAUUUUCCCCAUCGGGGGAGGGAGGGCCUUCCAGGGGAAGCCACUCCCCCAGCUCCGUCAGAGGUCAGCAGAUGCAAUGCCACGUGGAAGCCUUGGAGGGUGGGGGGCUCGAGGCCCUCCAGAGACUCCCAGCGCAUUCUUGGUGAGCGCUGGCACUGGCCAGAGACAUUCUCAUCAUAGCCGAGGCCUUAAGUGGGUUUUACUAAAAACAUCUGGCUUUUAUCAAGA
This is a messenger RNA of Vombatus ursinus (common wombat), 2285 nucleotides long. RefSeq names its product matrix metallopeptidase 23B (gene MMP23B). Gene Ontology annotation, cellular component: extracellular matrix. Lineage: Eukaryota; Metazoa; Chordata; Mammalia; Diprotodontia; Vombatidae. The record is from RefSeq and is a predicted model, not a curated record. Gene Ontology annotation, biological process: extracellular matrix organization; proteolysis; collagen catabolic process. Gene Ontology annotation, molecular function: metalloendopeptidase activity; zinc ion binding. The coding region runs from base 188 to 1378 and encodes 396 amino acids. The transcript has 8 exons.